AUGUCAAACCACCACUCACAGAGAUGGUAUUGGGACCCCUUGACCGACGAACGAUCCGGACACGAUGUCAAGCAUGUAGCCGGCGUCGUAUUAAGCUCUCAUACUAAGCGAACCGACUCAAAAAUCCCAAAUCAGAUAACACAAGACGUAUCCCAGAACUUCAUCUCACAUUUCUUCACCGAGUACCUAAUCCGCAAUGAUUUCGCUAGCGGCUCACUAGACCUUGACGCCAUCAUCAGCAAUUUCCAAAUCUCACCAAGUCUAUACUACGUCUUACUAGCCGUAGGCGCUCUCGACAUGAGCAAAAACCCGCUCAGCUCACCAGCAGCCCGGAAAUCAGCGACGACAGCAGCUUUGACCUCCUAUCAGAAAUCCAUCAGCAGCUUCCGAACCGAUCUCCAGCUCACCAAGCUAACACAAAACGACGCAGCGCUCUGGACGACCUUUUUCCUGGGCAUCUUCGAGCUCAUGUGCGAUAUCUCUGGCGAAGGAUGGGUAAAGCAUAUCCUCCAUGGUACAUCUCAAAUUCUUAAAGCCCGAGGACCCGGAGCUCAUCUAGAGGGACGCGGUCGGUCGGUCUGGAAUGUGAUCGAUCCCACUGCUAGUCUCCCUAAGAAGAUAGAGCUUGUCGAACUUGCAGCUGAAGGGCUCCUUAUUCGUACCUCACUAGAGGCAUGGCAUCUAAAUUUCCAAGCCGACAUCGAAAAAGAUCCAAUUUCGAAGCAAGAUCCCUGGAUAAUACUAGCAUCAACAUACUACCACUCCAUCUCAAUCUACCUCUCAGGAAUCUUCGAAUACAGAACUCAAUUCAACCACAGUGCCUCUCCCACACUCUGCCCCUCCCAGAUUCAGAACCAUGUAAACGCUAUUCUCUCAAACGCGGAGCUUGCGCUGAGGACAACGCGGCUUGUGGGGAUUUUGUUCUUUUUCCCAUUGAGGGUGGCUGGUGCGAGAGCGAAGACCAUUGGGCAGAGAUCCAAGAUACUAAGGAUGUUGGGGGAUAUUUCGAAGAGGAGUUUUGUGGUUGCGGAUGCUUUUGUUGCGGAUUUAGACGGGGUGUGGGAGGAGAGAGGGUGA
Glarea lozoyensis ATCC 20868 is the source of this 1077-nucleotide messenger RNA. RefSeq lists its product as uncharacterized. NCBI's taxonomy places the organism in Eukaryota, Fungi, Ascomycota, Leotiomycetes, Helotiales, Helotiaceae. The coding region runs from base 1 to 1077 and encodes 358 amino acids. The transcript is spliced from 3 exons. The record is from RefSeq and is a predicted model, not a curated record.